Pseudoliparis swirei is the source of this 686-nucleotide messenger RNA. RefSeq lists its product as uncharacterized. The transcript is spliced from 2 exons. Lineage: Eukaryota; Metazoa; Chordata; Actinopteri; Perciformes; Liparidae. The record is from RefSeq and is a predicted model, not a curated record. Bases 33 to 686 code for a protein of 217 amino acids.
CGGAAGAGUACCAUAAAAGGUUGGCCAUAAGAAUGAAUGAAAUAGAGAAAAAAGAGAGGAUUACAAAUAAGGGAAGAAAAAAUCGAAACCUGACCCUGAGUGUCGAGCUUGAGGGGGAGAAUUCCUUUUCAGCCAUGGAGCUGAUGAGAUGUGUGCGGGAGCUGUGCGGAGGACUGGUGGCGUGCCGCUUCAUCGGAGCCGGGAAGUACGAAGUGACGAUGAGCCAUCCGAAAGGGAAGGAGAGACUGCUGGAGGGCUUCAAGAUGGGCGAGACGAGGGUCCAUGCUCGGGAGCUGUGUAACGAUGAGCUGGUGGUGUCCUUCCUCAACCUGCCUUUCUACACUGACGACGGGGAGAUCCUCGAGAAGCUCCACGGCUGGGGAGUAUCGGCUGUUUCCCCGAUUAAAAGGCGGAUGUGGCCGGGCACAAAGAUUGCUGAUGGUACCAGAUUCCUCAAGAAAGAGAGAUGUCAACACAAGCAGGUGAGUUUCAGGAGGAUUUUAAAUCAAUAUACCGCGUUAUACCAGAGGAUUAUACACAUUCACACACUUCUCGAAAAUCGGACUUUCCAUAAACGCCGCACCGUCGCCCUCGACGCGUCAUCGCAGUGCGACUGUUUACAGCGAGCCGAGCACCCGCUCCGCCUCGGCUCCGCAGACCGGCUCCGUCCCGCCGUCGUCCCGUAG